AAAAGAUCUAUACAGUUUUCAUCAUAUUGAACUAUUGAUAUAUGUUCUUAUAAAUUAUUCGGACCCUGACCUACCCUGAAAGUUUUAAGUUACCUAGUUCACUCCGUUCGGGAGUUAUUGUGUACACACUGUACACAGACUGAAUAUGUUUUGACCUUGAAUUCUUAAUCAUGAAGGCAAGCUGUUUUUAGGUCUUCGUUCUGGAGUUAUAUCAUAUUUAGGGCAGGGCGGACGGACAGAAUCGAAUUUGAGUCGGAUUCGUCGUCAGUUGAACUUUUUUAUUUUUAUUAUUCUAUUUCCGGCUCAAAAUUCGAAAACUACAGACAUUGUAAAGAAAUGAUGGAACGAUCAAUCAUAAGAAUGAGCACUGAAAAAGAAAUAUUAAAUCACUUAGGGUUGCCAUCUUGCUUCAUUGGAAAUACCCCAGAUGAUGCCAAAUAUUGCACCAAAAUGAUGAUAAAUCUCCCAAAUUUUUAUAUGUUGAUUUGUAACAUUACUGAACGUCAUUCUCAAUCUUAUAAUUGUAAAAAUAUUUUUUUUUUCGGAUGGUGCACCCGAAUUUCAUUGAAUGAAAGCGAACUGUAAGAAUUGUUGAAAUGGGCAAUCUAUUUCUCAAUUCAUCUUUCAUAAUGUCGACUAAAGAAAAUGCUCUUUCUACAGUUGCAUUUGUAAGAAUGAAGUGAUAGAAGAGCUAAAGCAAGAUUGGAUACUUAUCCAAACCGUGGCUCUUCUAGAGCGUUUUUAUAAUGAGCAAUACAAAAUUCUUCAAGUCUUUUUCUAAUCCAUAUAAUGGAAUGCCUCCCACUCACUUUUAGGGAAAUCCCCGUGUUGAUAGAAAAAAGGGAGGGUGGGGGAAGAUAUCUGAUUUGAGAAUUGUAAUGAUGGUCCAGCAUACAUCGUAAUUCGUUGUUUCAUAAUCUUGUGCUAGAAUUUCCUUUAAUGAUAGUAAUGAAGUUUAGCAAAAAAUUCAAAAUCUAAAUAAUAUAUUAAUAUAUUAUUUAGACAAUAUUCCAUGGAGAUAUUAUUUAGACAAUAUUCCAUGGAGUAUUUUUUGGGGGUUUCAGUUUUUUCCCUGGGGAAAAAUACUCCAUGGAAUAUAUUGUCCCUCAAAUUUUCCCCAAAGUGUCCAAAAACCCUCCAAAUUUGGGGGAAAUACCCCAACAUGGCAACCCUGAAACCUCUCGAACCAGUGGAUAAGUGGAUAGCGGAUGUUGCAUGAACUAUCCAGCAAAUAUUGAAAACAUUCAGGAAACUGCAUUACCAACAAUAUAGCAAACUAUAAAUAUGCAAAGAUAGGCGCGACAUUUGUAGUCUCUGUGCUGGAUAAUAUUUUUGAUGCCGGAAAUUAUCAAGAUAACAUUUUUUAUAAUUCAACAUUAUUAAUGAACACUUUACAAUAAAAUUCGAAUUUUAAAGUUCUAUAAUUUUUCUGGAUCCCUGCGCACACUCCUGUCGAGUCUCCUGAAAAUCGAUUUCAAGCUUUCAUUAUUCGUUAGGAAUUAUAUUCAUUUCUCUUUUUCAAAACUCACACACCAUGAAGAAAAAAAAUAUUCUAAUGCAAUAUUAUUGUGUUGUGCUCUUUGUAAUAUAUCUAUCUCAAGAAAAAUUGCGUUUCGAAGUAAAUUGAAUAAUUUUAUAAAUUAUGUCAUGUCAUAUAUAAAAAAUAGAAUAAAAUAGCCGGUGUUUAUUGUUGAUAGUGUCUCUACUUAGAUGGUUUGUUUGUGUUGUAGAGCAUAACAUCAUAAGAUGAAUGUUGAUGUUGAUUGUAACAGUUUUGAAGUGUGUGUUUACUCUAAAUAUUCUGAAUUGUGUGACUAAUUUUUAGAACAUAUGUGCUCAAUAUUCUUCUGCUUGUUAAGGCCUAAUUGUCAUAAUUAACAUGUUGCUAAGAUGGAGAUUAAGCUCAAUUUGUAGUGAAUGUAAUUAAGCCAUAUUAGCUUUACUGGACUCGAAAAUGCUAAUUGUACAAGUGCGAUGACCUUUCCAGAGGUUAAUCCCUAGACGUUCUUGUUUAGUGACCCACAGUGAGGAUUCCUGUUUUGACUGCACCAUCAUCUUCACCUCAAAGAAUUUUAAAUGAAUGCCCACCUGACUCAAAAUGGAGAUAUGGGAAGGCUUCGAUGUCCAGCUCCAAUCUCCAGGCUAAGGGUGGAAAAGAUCGAGGGUGGACUUAUGGUAGCAGGUGUCGUUAUUGCAAACAACUGUCAGAUUAUUCUGCCUAUAUUUGGAUUUUUAUUCACGUUGGUGGGGAUUGUUUUAACCGCUGCUGCCUACAGAGGUCCUGCAGAAGAUGAACCUCCGGAGAAUUAUGCAGAUAGACUUCAGUUUACAGACAACGCCCGCAAAUUAGGACCAGGCUGUAUAGUCGUAGGGAUUGUGAUGUUGAUUGCUGGGUUUUCUUUGUGUGUACUGACCAAACGAGCUAGGAGAAAACAACAGACUGUCGGCUUUCACUGCCCUCUACAUGGGGACUUCUAUCCUCUGAGUCCAGGGAUCAGCACCAGAACACUUACAUUCAAGAGCGAGCGGAAAUGCCUCUGCUGGCCGAGGAAAAGGGGACCGGGGGCCGUGGCGGUAGGCCCCCCUCAAUGCCCUCACAGCCAGGUAUCAAGCAAGAGGAGUUCGUUGGCUAGCUCGCCUCUCAGCCAAUGUCCUACACCGCUACCAUUUCUAGUCAAAUCGGGAUCGGUAAGUGGCCUUAUCAUCCCCUCAGCUCAGCUUUCACCAGACCCUCAAUUUGGAUCCCUGCGAUCUUUAGAACCACGUGAAGUGGCCAGUUUUCCCUUAUCAAGGACUCCAACUCCACCUCCUAUUCGUGAAAGUUUUGCUCCAAACGGAAACGUGAUACAUGUUGCAGACGAGGAGAGUUUGGUGAAUUCACAAUUCGAAUCGGUACCAGUUGAAAGAACUGGACCUAGAAAAUCUGUAUCAAUUCUCCUACCACCCGAUAAUGAAGUGUGAUCAUCGUUGCUAAUGGAAAAAUUAAAUUAUUGACAAGAACACCAGAUAUUCGAUGGAAUUAAUUGAUGAAAAACAAGAUUUACAUUCAAUGAUUAAUUUUUAUCUAUAGAAUUGAAGAUUUUAUUGACUAAUGGUUUCGAAAUCUUUUGUAUGAAUAUUGUUCACUAUUUAAUAUUAGUACAAACCCCACUAUCGGUUUAUGUUAGGUAAUAGGUUUGCGUAUGUAAACUUUUAUUUUAUAUAUUUUUGUAAACUAUUGUGAUAUUUUGAAGUUUGUUUUUACGCAUUCAUCAUCAGUAUGGGAUAAUUGAGAAUAUAUGGCAUAAUUGAUACUUUUCAGCUUUAAUUAGCCAAAAAAAAUGGAAAUUUACGUUAUGAUGAUCUACUAGUAUUAUAUCUUUGUGAAUUGAGCAAUAAGAAAGGUAAACUAAUUGUAAAAUUCAAAUUGAUUAAUUGUGAAUGAGCUCGAAAAGUAUUCAAUUUGGUGUCCAAUAAUUUUAAGACUGAAAAACGUAUAUAGCAUUGUAAUCUAUUAUUUAAAUAUGUAGAAAAUUAGUUUAUUAUUUUUUACAUAUCAUAUUUAGACGAAUCAUUUGAGUUAUGGUGUCUUAAAUUUUGAUUAGGAAAACUAUCUAUUAGUAUUAUUUAUUUGUUCUUUGAGAAAAAGAUUUUCAAGUAUUAAAUUAAUUGAACAAAUACAAUAUUUCAUCAAGUGUUAAGACGAGUACAGCUCAAGUUGUUAUAAAACUAAGGAUCUUAUUAUUAUAGUAAAUAUAAUUACCUAUGUGAUGAGUUCAAUGAAGAAUAUAACACCAAAUACACAGUUUGUAAACUGACAUGAAAGGUUUUGUUUAGAGGGUGAUUUUCUUUGAAAACUACAUUUGAUUGACCAAAAACAAUGUUGGGUUAUGAGGAUAAAAGAUCAACAUUUUGAAUAUUCAACGAAAUAAUUUUUUCUGAUUCAUUAUUCUCCGAUUCAAAACAUGUUUCAAUAUGAAUUAUUAGAAUUCCAAUGAUAUUUUUAAAAUGGCUAGAAAUAAAUCAUUUUAUAAAUCGAUUUACCUCAAAACGCUCAACAAUUUAGUAUUUCGAAUACUUUUACAAUGUUGCCUAGUGCUCAUGAAUGGCUUUUUUGUGGACCAUUUACGUGGGUCGUCUACAAAUAUGUAAAGCAUUUGGGUCCACACUGUGCCAAUUUUCGGUAGUUGAUCUAUGAAUCCUAUCUGAGCAUUUUCAAUUUCUUCAAAUCUCUUAUCACAAUAUUCGUUCAAUUUUCUAUUUUCGAAAUAGAUAUCACAAAGCUGCAAUCCUCACAUUACUUUAAGAAAAUGCUGUGAAAUACUUAAAAGACAAGCUAAUUCUGUUUCUUAUGUAUAGACUACAGUUAAUUAAACACCUGAAAACAUUGUACACAAUGUUGAAUAAAUAAAAAAAAUGAACUCAAAA
Messenger RNA from Harmonia axyridis, 4407 nucleotides. RefSeq lists its product as uncharacterized. NCBI's taxonomy places the organism in Eukaryota, Metazoa, Arthropoda, Insecta, Coleoptera, Coccinellidae. Bases 2077 to 2961 code for a protein of 294 amino acids. The record is from RefSeq and is a predicted model, not a curated record. The transcript is spliced from 6 exons.